AUGGAGCAAAACCCUAAAACCCAGAGGAAAUGGCGGUACACAUGGGAAGCUCAAUCUCAUUCUCCAAAUCUUCGUCUUUUUCUUUUCGAUUCCAAAACCAACCCUAAGGCCCACUGCAAAAGACUCGAUGUUACUCUUAACCUCGAAAAAUCUCAGCUUCUCGUCACUUGGAUCGGUGACGAAGACGACGGAAGUAAAGAGGUUGUUUCUCUUCGUGUUCCUGUUCCUAGGGUUUUGCUCGAUGCUGAUUCUCCUGUCAAUUUCAGAGCUUUGGACGAUCACAUUGAGGUUAGACUUGUUCUGUUACUCCCAGUAGAUCAUCCUCUAGUCUCCGAUUUCAAUUUGGUGUCUGAUUCUGUCGGAAUUGGAGAAAAGUCGGCUCCUUUAGUGUUGGGUUAUGAUCUGAAGAGUCUAUCUUCAAUGGGAAGUGUUCAUUUUAACUGUAGGAAUUGCUCGACUAGGUUAACAAAGAAAGCCCUUUUCGAUUUCUCAGAAAUGCCGUCUAUUAAUUGGCGAGAAUCUGCUGAUAACUGGUUUGGUAAUUGUUGUUGUUCAUUUGGAGGAAUUAGUGAGAAGAUGGUAGCUAACUACACGAAUUCGUAUACUUGCUCUAGUGGGUUGUGUUUACUUAGUGCCACAACAGUUUUGCUUAGCAAAGAUGAUCUCAUAGAGUGCGUCUGGUCUGGAAUCGAGAACCGAUUUGAAUCGAGUUUAGCUCUCAGUUGUGAUCAUGGUGGAGUUGAAUCGGGUUCUGACGGACACGAGAAUGGAGGUGAGAAUAUUCUUGGACUUGCUUGUGGUCAAAUUGAUGACUCCUCGAUGCGUAAGGUAUUAAUGCAUGAAUGUUGUGUACAUGAUUCAUCUGACUCUAGUGAGAGUUUUCAGUUGGACCAGCAACUUACACUUGAUAAGAAGUUUCUUCUUGAUGGGUUUCUUGAGGAUGUUUUUAUGGCAAAAGCGUCGAAUGUGUCGAAGAAUGUGGAGUGGAUUGAGUUUGUUUGCUCAGAUUGUUCAUCUCCCCUUGGAGCCUAUCCUUCGUCUGGUGGCGAGAACAACGAUAAACCCAUAGAUGGUGGAGUUAGACUCUUCAAAUGCUAUAUUUCCACAUCAUCGGUGUCUGGUGAAUCCUCUGAUGUUUUCAGGAAAUACACGUUGGAAAAAAUGUUUACCAAUCAGCUAACGGAAUGCGCCAAAGAAGAGUUAUCUUUUCAUGUGUUGGUCAAAGAUUUGACAACCAAAUCGCCUCUGUUCCAGAUUGUAAUCCUGAAUCCAAACUCUUGGUCCUCGACUGGUCUUUGCUCGAGCCAAGAUGAACAAGGUUCCACAUCAGAGCUAAGCCCUGUUGUGAAGGUUCUGUUUUCAGAUUGCGACAGCUCGGUGGUGAAGAAGAUUGAUGAAGAAGUUUACAUUUUGAAGGGACAAGGAGAGGAGCUGAUAGAGUUACUUAGAAAUGCGAGCAAAUUUCUUCCUUCUUCAUGUUCAUAUCUUCAGGGCUUACUUGUAUCAUCGAUGCAUCUAUGA
Messenger RNA from Arabis nemorensis, 1521 nucleotides. NCBI's taxonomy places the organism in Eukaryota, Viridiplantae, Streptophyta, Magnoliopsida, Brassicales, Brassicaceae. The record is from the annotation of a GenBank genome assembly.